Molecule: messenger RNA, 1098 nt
Organism: Fusarium subglutinans
Lineage: Eukaryota; Fungi; Ascomycota; Sordariomycetes; Hypocreales; Nectriaceae
Exons: 1
Coding region: 1-1098 (365 amino acids)
Source: RefSeq, a predicted model, not a curated record
AUGAUUGCUGCCAGUAUCGUACUUGCCACUGGAAGCAACGAUGGCUUGCAGCAUAUCCUUCACCUUCAAGACGCUUCGCCUGAGAUUAUCACAGGUCAAUACGAUCCUGCUCGAAUCAGUAUCCACAAUACUGCUGGGCAUGCAUCAUGGAACUGGACGAACGUCGACUUCGUCAAUCAAGACAUACCAAAGAAGCUCAAUGACUGUCUACAAGAUGGUGGCUCCGUGACAGACGUCAAGUGGGCGAACCACGGUAGAAGCAUCGUGGCAGUCUUUGCUCAUGCAAUCGUUGUCAUCAACCAUUAUCCUGACGAACCAUCUAAAGACAAGAUCAUAACUUUCGGCAUGUGUUUGGAUAAAUUCGGUCUGGGAGGAACUCACGGCAUUGAGCCUCUGCCCGAUGGGAAGCUCUCUAUAGCAACAACCUCCUAUGACGCAACAGGAAACAUCAAGAUCGUCAACACGUCCUUGGGUGUAUCAAACCCAUAUCCAGGCUUUCUUCAAGAACUUGAUGGUCUCCCUGCCGUGCACAGUCUUGUAUGGGACCAAGUAACACAGAGUCUUUGGGCCGUCGGAAAUGACUUACCUCCUCACGGAAGAAGUCCCUCGACAGCGCAGUUGAAUCGCUAUGAGUAUAGAAAUGGUUCAUUCUCUCAAAAGCCCUCUCAAGUUGAGCCCAUUGGUCCUCCAAAAAUUCUCACCGAGGAAUGGGACGACUCAUGGUGGGAUGGAGGACAUGACAUUACGCCUGUGCCUGACCAACGAUGCCUCCUUAUCUCUACAGAUCUAGACCUCCAUCUCUUCAAUCUGAGCUCGGCUUCAUUUCUGCACGGAGAAGAAGUGCUAAAACAGUCAUUUAUGCAGGGAUUCAAACCUGUCAGAUCUCAUGAGAGGAAUCUGCCUCGGGCUGAUGUCAAGUCAUUGAGCUUGCACAAGAGCGCCGGCACUCUUUAUGUGCAAGCUGAUUGGAAAGGCUACUUUUCGACUCAAGUCAACCAUCUUACACCAGGAGUAAAGACUCCAAAAGCCAUCUCGUUCUUGCAGUCGGUCUAUCGUUCUCGUUGGUUUUCGCCCGUGGCUGGAUGGUCUGUUGAGUAG